CUUCCACACAAUAAAAUCUAUCAAUCUGGGUUUUCUGAAAUCCCAGCUGUCUUUCGAGUGAAUGAGUUACUGAUAGACUCGCCCCAAGAUCUGCUCCGCCGACAACUCGAUUCAUUCCAUUCCGCCAUGGAUCCCGAUGAGUGAUGACAUUGACACUCUGCAUCACCCCCAAAAUCCAUACCCUCCUGCUCACUUGUCGAAAUCCCAAUUCAAACUCUCUUGAUUCUUUUUCUUUCUGACAUCAAAUUGUUCGCUAUACACAGAGACAUUCCAACAUUCGUCAUCUCAUUCUGAAUCGAAAUGGGUAGUUUUGCGUGGUCGACAUCAGCCUUCGAUUUGAAGUCAGGGCAGACGAUACUGUUGGCUCUUCUAGUAAUAAUAUUUUUUUUCUACAGCGGCACCUUUUUUGGCCGAAAUUCCUCGCUUUAUAUAAACCAACUUGCUUUGAAUUCAUCAUCAUCGAAAUCACCAGGUAACCCUACAUUUAGCAAUACAGUCACUCUUACUCAUCGACAGUCGCCACUUACAAUUCCAGAAACGGGAAUGAACAUAUGCCCUAUAGAAUUCAACGAACAUAUACCUUGCCAUGAUCCUUCAUACAUCAAUACAUUACUUCCACAAUUAGAUCUCUCCAAGCGAGAAGAUUUAGAAAGACAUUGCCCCCCAUUACAAAAACGCUUAUUUUGCUUGAUACCUCCACCACUUGAUUACAAAAUACCCAUAACAUGGCCAACCAGUCGAGACUAUGUAUGGAGGAGCAAUGUGAAUCACACACAUCUUGCAGAAGUAAAAGGAGGGCAAAAUUGGGUUCAUGAGAAAGAUCAAUUAUGGUGGUUUCCAGGUGGUGGUACCCAUUUUAAACAUGGAGCUACUGAAUACAUUGAGAGAUUAGGGAAUAUGACUACAAAUGAGACAGGUGAUCUUCGUUCAUCUGGAGUAUAUCAAGUUCUUGAUGUUGGUUGUGGGGUUGCAAGUUUUUCUGCUUAUCUUCUUCCAUUAAAUAUACAAACAAUGUCAUUUGCUCCAAAAGAUGGACACGAAAAUCAAAUUCAAUUUGCUUUGGAACGUGGGAUUGGUGCUAUGAUAUCUGCUUUAGCUACAAAACAGCUUCCAUACCCAAGUCACUCAUUCGAAAUGGUUCACUGUUCAAGGUGCCGUGUUGAUUGGCAUGAAAAUGAUGGGAUUCUUUUGAAAGAAGUAAACAGGCUUCUUAGGCCGAAUGGUUACUUUGUGUAUUCGGCUCCUCCGGCAUAUAGAAAGGACAAAGAUUUUCCAAUGAUAUGGGAGAAAUUGGUGAACAUAACUUCUGGAAUGUGCUGGAAGCUUAUUGAUAGGAAGAUUCAAACAGCAAUUUGGAUUAAAGAUGUUAGUCAAUCGUGUCUUGAAAGCAAUGCACAGCAGAAUCUUGUAAAGAUUUGUGAUUCUGUUAAUGAUCCUAAGCCCUCAUGGAAAACACCACUCAGGAACUGUGUUUCACCAAGUAACACGGUUCCCAAGUUCCAAAAACUCCCUCCUAGGCCUCAACGCCUUUCAGUAUAUUCAGAAAGUCUCAAUGAUUUAGGUAUCACUCAAGAAAUGUUUCUUUCGGAUACGCUUUACUGGCAUGAUCAAGUUCGUCAUUAUUGGAGACUAAUGAAUGCUGACGUGGCAUCUGUACGAAAUGUUAUGGACAUGAAUGCCCUUUAUGGUGGAUUUGCAGUUGCCUUUAGUACUUGGCCUGUUUGGGUGAUGAAUGUUGUCCCUGCAACAAUGAAUGACACUUUGUCUGCUAUUUAUGCCCGGGGUCUCAUUGGUGCUUUCCAUGACUGGUGUGAGCCAUUUUCUUCAUAUCCACGCACAUAUGAUUUGGUGCAUGCGAAUUAUCUCUUUUCUCACUAUUCAAAACAAGAUGAUCGAUGCUUGUUGGAAGAUAUCAUGCUAGAGAUGGAUCGUCUUGUUCGGCCUCAGGGGUUUAUCAUUAUCAGAGAUGUUGGAUUGAUUAUAUCAAGAAUAACGGAUCUUGCACCCAAGUUUCUUUGGGAUGUUACUUCACAUGUUCUAGAAAGUCCUCAAGGGGUAUCAGAACCGGUUUUAAUUUGCCAAAAGAAGUUCUGGGCAAUCGUUUGAUGUUGAUAUAAUGUUAAUUACAGUUUCAAAUUCUUUAAAUAUGAUAGUUUUGAUUGUGUAAUGAGGCUGUAUGCCUCCGCAUUGUAGAUUAGUUAAUUUAUACCAUUCAUUCUUUUGUUCAUUGUAAAUCUUGAACGAGUCUGUUCUUGAUCUUUCUGUUAGACGACCAUGUAAAUGGAGCUUAUUCCUACAUGGUGAUGUAAUGAUGUUACUAUUAUUAUCAGCUUAUGUACAACAAUGUAAUCACUUUCUUGUUUUUGAU
This is a messenger RNA of Lactuca virosa, 2368 nucleotides long. Lineage: Eukaryota; Viridiplantae; Streptophyta; Magnoliopsida; Asterales; Asteraceae. The record is from the annotation of a GenBank genome assembly.